CGGCCUUAGUCUCUCCAGGCACUUCCGUCUCAGCUUCCAGUCCGCGCGGCCGCCGGAAGCCGAGGCCGCUUUCUUUGUCACGUGUCCCGCCGGCCGCCACGACAGCAGCAUGGCGCGCGCAGAGAUGCGGGCGGAGCUCGAGCAGCGGCUCGGCGCCCUCGGCGUCCGCACGGAGGUCGUGGAGCACCCCGAGGUGUUUACAGUUGAAGAAAUGAUGCCUCAUAUCCAGCAUUUGAAAGGAGCACAUAGUAAGAACUUAUUUCUUAAAGACAAAAAGAAAAAAAGCUAUUGGCUGGUGACAGUUCUUCAUGACAGACAAAUUAAUUUAAAUGAUCUUGCCAAGCAGUUAGGUGUUGGGAGUGGAAAUCUGCGAUUUGCUGAUGAAACAGCCAUGCUAGAAAAACUGAAAGUUGGUCAAGGCUGUGCCACACCCUUGGCACUCUUCUGUGAUAAUGGAGAUGUGAAAUUUGUUCUGGAUUCUGCUUUUUUGGAAGGUGGACAUGAAAAGGUGUAUUUUCAUCCAAUGACCAACGCUGCAACCAUGGGGUUGAGUCCUGAAGACUUUCUCACAUUUGUGAAGAAGACAGGACAUGAUCCCAUAAUACUAAAUUUUGAUAAAAACAACUAAUUGGGCUAAUGUUUACAAUAUAUUUAUUUCUGAAAACUGUUUUUCUUAUUUGUAAUUUAUAAAAAGCAUUAAAUUGAUGACUGUAUUUAGCACCUUGGUUUGGUGACUACCUAAAUCAUUUUAGGAGGAAUAUUUCAUCGUAAAGCAUCUGUUUUUAAAAAGAUGUACUGAGGUAGUUUUAGUAGCUCAGAGAUUCCACUUCCUCAUUCCCCAUGACAGUUACUCAUUAAGGAAUGCCUUCAACAAUUAAGAAUAAAUUAACAUCAAAACUAAGAUUA
Messenger RNA from Ceratotherium simum simum (southern white rhinoceros), 906 nucleotides. Its product is annotated as prolyl-tRNA synthetase associated domain-containing protein 1. The record is from RefSeq and is a predicted model, not a curated record. NCBI's taxonomy places the organism in Eukaryota, Metazoa, Chordata, Mammalia, Perissodactyla, Rhinocerotidae. Gene Ontology annotation, molecular function: aminoacyl-tRNA deacylase activity.